This is a messenger RNA of Myzus persicae (green peach aphid), 1532 nucleotides long. RefSeq lists its product as uncharacterized. The annotation marks the transcript as partial. The transcript is spliced from 6 exons. NCBI's taxonomy places the organism in Eukaryota, Metazoa, Arthropoda, Insecta, Hemiptera, Aphididae. The record is from RefSeq and is a predicted model, not a curated record.
UUGAAAAAUGAAUAAAUAAUCACCCGCCUACCAGCAAAUUAGUUACUAUGACUAGAUAUGGCCUAAGCUAUUUAGCCAUUAAAAUAAAAGGUGGUUCUUUAUUAUUUUUGUUAAUGGUUAAAUCUGAAAAAUUACUAAUUAAUAAUUAUAGAUUAUAUAUUUAUACUUGUCAUUGUUUGAUUUUUUUAGAGUACACAUAAAUCUAUGUUAGAUAAGUUUAAUGAUAUGGUUAAAAAAAGAUCACUUAAUCAAGAUAAACCGAGUACAUUGAAACAAUUAAAUUUACAUGAAUUUAAAAAAAAAAAAACUAAGUUAUCUCAAGCUACUUUUGAUAGAGCCAACAUGGAAUUAAUAAUUAGUACGGUGUCCCCUUUUUCAUUCAUUGAACAUCCUGCAUUCCUCAAAUAUACUAAUACUGUGGCACAAAUGGUACCAGUAUCUAGAAGAACAUUGAUGAGAAAUAUUAAUUCAAGUUUUGAAGAAAUGAAAAAUUCAAUUAUCAAAAAGUUUAAUGAUUUGGAAUAUGUAUGUGUUACUGCAGAUUGCUGGACUGCAUUCAGAAGGUCUUAUAUGGGCUUUACUGCACACUGGAUUGAUCCAUUCACCUUUGAACGCAAGUCGAAUGCCAUUGCUUGUAGGCGUAUAAUUGGUAAACAUACAUAUGAUGUUCUAGCUGAUAUGAUUGAACUUGUGUUGAAUGAAUACAAAAUAAAUACAAAAGUAACCUAUAUGGUUACAGAUAAUGCAUCAAACUUUGCUAAGGCAUUCAGACUUUAUAGCACUACUGAAGAUGAAAUAGAAACUCCAGAAAAUGAUUCACUUAUAUAUUCAACGGAUAUUUUUGAAAUUUUAAGUGAAGGGGAAGAAAGACAUUUUAGGCUGCCUAAACAACUGCGCUGUGCUUCGCAUACAUUCAAUUUGCUGGCCACGAAUGAUGUGAAUAAAUUACAAAUCAAAGAUGGACCAUAUAAAACAAUAAGUAGAAGGGCUUUUGGAAAGUGUAAUGCACUUUUCAAUAAACAAAAUAUGAGUACAUUGGUGGCAGAUAAAAUUAAAAAUCAUCUAGGUCGAUAUUUAAUCACACCAAAUGAUACACGUUGGAAUGCUUUGUAUGACUCUUUGAGUUUUAUUAUAAGCCACUUUGAUGAAGUAGAGAAUAUUUGUACUGAUAUUCAGUUGCCUUGCCUAAGUAAACCACAAGAAACAGAUUUUUUGACUGAAUAUUGCAAAGUUAUGAAACCUAUUGCAAAAGCUUUAGAUAUACUGCAAGGAGAAAAAUAUAUUUCUAUUGGUUAUCUUCUCCCUACAUUAACAGCUGUAAAAAAAUCAUUAAAUCAACUUAUAUUGCAUGGAAACCUAAAAUAUUGCAAGCCAUUAGUUGAAGUGCUGAUCAGUGGAUUAACAAAACGGUUUGAUACAAAUUUUGAAUCUUCAGACAUGAAAUUAGCUGCUACUUUAGAACCAAAGUUUAAGUGGAAUUGGGCUGAAGUAGAAAUGGUCAAUGAGUUGAAAGAAUGUUUAAAAGCAAGAUU